Lathyrus oleraceus (garden pea) is the source of this 1104-nucleotide messenger RNA. RefSeq names its product protein ENHANCED DISEASE RESISTANCE 2-like. The record is from RefSeq and is a predicted model, not a curated record. The coding region runs from base 1 to 999 and encodes 332 amino acids. NCBI's taxonomy places the organism in Eukaryota, Viridiplantae, Streptophyta, Magnoliopsida, Fabales, Fabaceae. Gene Ontology annotation, molecular function: lipid binding. The transcript is spliced from 12 exons.
AUGGGUUCUAGAGUUAAAUGGCUGAAGUUGAAAUAUGGAAUAGACACAAAGAAGGUAACAUCGACCGAUAUGAGCGAAAACCAUAACAGCGAACACGAAUACACUUCCAUUUUUCGGUUUCAAUCAUUGGAAGGAUGGUUAUACCUUAUACGCUGUAACCGUUUUGGACUUCAGUUUUCGCGUAAGCGUUACUUCGUUCUCGAUCAUCACCUUCUUCGUAGCUUCAAAUCCGUUCCCAAUUCCGACGAUCAGGAUCCUGUUAGAAGUGCUAUUAUGGAUUCGUGUAUUCGUGUAAUGGAUAAUGGAAGGGAGAGUAUUAACAGAAAAGUGUUUUUCAUUUUCACACUAUAUAACACUUCGAAUCAUAAUGAUCGAUUAAAGUUAGGAGCGAGCCGUCCUGAAGAAGCAGCGAGAUGGAUUCAAUGCUUUCAUGAAGCGUCUUUGAAGGGUGCCCCAGAAGAUAUAGGAUGUUCCAAGAGGAAAUGGCAGUCUUAUAGCUUAAGUGGAUCUUCCAGUAGAAAUCACCAAAAUUCUAUAGACUGGACACUCUCUUCUUCUGAUGUUAUUGCCCCAUCACCUUGGACAAUCUUUGGCUGCCAAAAUGGUUUACGACUAUUCAAGGAAGCAAAAGAUAGGGAUUCUGGUGGGAAGAAACGAGAUGAUCAUCCCGCAAUAAUGGCUGUUGGUGUGGUAGAUGGAACUUCAGAAGCCAUUUUCCAGACUCUUAUGGCACUUGGUCCUUCAAGAUCCGAAUGGGAUUUCUGUUUUUCCAAGGGGAGUGUAGUUGAGCACCUAGAUGGUCACACCGACAUUAUUCACAAGCAGCUAUAUAGUGAUUGGUUGCCUUGGGGAAUGAAAGGAAGAGAUCUGUUGCUGCGGCGUUAUUGGAGGAGAGAAGAUGAUGGAACCUAUGUUAUUCUUUACCAUUCCGUGUUUCACAAAAAGUGUCCUCACCAGAAAGGCUAUGUCCGUGCCUGCCUUAAAAGUAAUGUAUGCUGAAACUGUAGAAAUAGUAAACAUUUUUAUUUCCUUCUAUUAGCUGGUCUCAUACUACCUAGAAAAUAAAUUUAAUACUAUUGCAAUCAUGAUGUUGCUGCUUUCAUU